AUGGGUGAAAGGCAUACAGGCAGUCCAACCAGAGGUCACAGAGCUGAGGAUGAGGAGACAAGAGAAUUCUUUAGGACUAUGGCCACUGGGCAGCAACAGGUUGCUCAGGCUUUACAGGCACUCACCACCAUGAUGGAGCAAGAACUUGAGGAUGUUGCCAGAGCUGAGGCAGAACCUGUCUUUGUUGAUAAUGUUAUGACGGUACAUGAUGAGUGGAGUCUUCUUCCACCUGAUGUGAGGCAGAAUCUGAAUUUUGAUCAGUUCAUGAGGCAAAAACAGGAGGUAGAGAGAAACAGGCAAGAGAGGAGGCCUCGGUCCCAACAUAGAGAUCUUGAGUUUGCCACAAGCAAGCUCACCCUACCUUAUUAUGAUGGCAGCAGUGCAGUUACAGUGAGAUCUUGGAUCCAUAAACUGGAUACAUACUUCACAUUGAGACCCAUGAUUGAAAGGGAUGCAAUUAAGUUUGCAACCUUACACUUGGACGGUACUGCACAUGAGUGGUGGCAUAAUGGACUCAUCACUCUCCAACAUGAUGAGAUUACCACCUACCAGGAGUUCGCUGAUUUGUUAGUUGAGAGGUUUGAUAAGAAAGACCCUGAGUCAUACUUCUGGGAGUUAGCACAACUGAAACAAACAGGGAACUUGGAGGUGUAUGUUUCAGAGUUUUUGAAUCUGUCAUGCAUGGUAAAUAACAUGUCAAAUCAGCGAUUAGUAGUGUUGUUUAUAGAGGGACUCAUGGAGCCUUUGAGAGGCUGGUUAAAGGCAUUUGAUCCCCCAACACUUCUACUCACCAUUAAAAAGGCACGGAGUAUGGAUGUGACAGCCACUCAAAAUAAAUUUGGGACAAAAGGAUCAACAUCUUUCAAAGAUAAUAGGAAUUUCAGCAAAGGGAAAGAAAAAUCAGACUUUAGAAAUGAUUACAAGCCAAAGCCAGCAGCCCCUCCCUUAGAUUGGGAGACACUUAACGAUUUAAGGCAAAAGAAACUCUGUUUUUAUUGCAAAGGUCCAUAUGAUGCCAACCAUGACUAUCCUUUGAGGCCUAAGGGCAGGGCAAACAGAGUAAUGUGGGCAUAUUAUGAAGAUUCUGAAUCUGAUCAUGAAGGUCAGCUUGCUGGUUAUGAGAAUUUAGAGGCUGAAGAUGACACACAGGGUCCUCCGAGACUCGACAAAAUGGAUGCAGAAGGUGAUGAGCAUCUUAAGGAGGCACUUCUCACGAGUAUUCAGCAGGAAGGGUCAUUUAGAAUGAGAGGAGUACUUGCUGGUCAGAAAGUUAUUACAUUGCUGGAUAUCGGAGCCACACAUAACUUUAUUGAUGCCAGGUUGGUGGAGAAGAGAGGAAUCCAAACAGAGGAGUUUGAGGGCAUUUGUGUGAGGGUGGCAGAUGGUUACACUUUAAAGUGUAAUAGGAUGAUCACACAACUCCCAUUACGUGUAAACAAUUAUGAAUUCAAGACUGAUUUCUAUGUGGUUCAGAUGGGAGACAUAGAUUUGGUCCUUGGUAUGAAGUGGUUGCAUGAACUAGGCAAGUUUACACUUGACUUGCAGGAGAUGGAGAUGUCUUUCACCAUUGAUGAGAAAACACAUGUGCUGAAAGCGAUUAAGGACAACAAUUUCAGAAUGAUUACACUCAGGCGGAUGGAGAGGCUUGUACGCCAUGAUCAGACUGAGUGGGCAGCAGAGUGUAUGAUCAUGCCCAUACAGCAGGAUGCUCAAAAAGUUGAAUAUCAUCCAGACAUUCAAAUACUGAGAACCAAACAUAGCAAGGUUUUCAGUGACAUACCAUCAGGGAGGCCACCAGAUAGGGGUUUUGAGCACAUCAUUGAGCUAGAGGAGGGAGCGAAGCCAGUAAUGAUUACUCCAUAUAGACGUCCGAAGUGCCUGAAAGAUGAAAUAGAGAAAACCAUACAGGAGCUUCUGGCCAUGGGACAUAUUCGGCCUAGUAAGUCCCCCUUUGCUUCUUCAGUUGUUUUGUCCACAAUGAACAAAGUCUUCAAACAUCAGUUGAGGAAAUCAGUAUUGGUGUUCUUUGAUGAUAUACUGGUUUACAGUCGUACUUGGGAGGAGCACCUCAGUCACCUAGAUACAGUUUUGAGCAUUCUGAGCAGGGAGUCCUUGUAUGCCAAAGAAUCCAAAUGUGACCUUGGAAUGACUGAGUUAUUGUACUUGGGCCAUAUUAUCAGUGCAGAGGGAGUGCGGAUGGAUCUCGAGAAGAUCUGUGCUAUUGUAGAUUGGCCUACUCCAGUGAACCUCACUCAGUUGCGUGGGUUCUUGGGCCUAUGUGGUUUCUACCACCGUUUUGUUAACGGUUAUUCACGCCAUUCGGCACCUUUGACAGACUUGAUGAAAAAGGGUGCCUUCUUAUGGACUCCUGAGGCCCAGGAGUGUUUUGAGAGGUUCAAGGAGCUCAUGACUUCAUGUCCAGUACUUGCUACACCUGACUUCUCGAAGUCAUUUGAGUUACAAUGUGAUGCCUUUGGUGAGGGCAUUGGGGCGGUGCUUAUGCAGGACAAGCACCCUAUUGCUUAUUAG
Cryptomeria japonica (Japanese cedar) is the source of this 2529-nucleotide messenger RNA. RefSeq lists its product as uncharacterized. Lineage: Eukaryota; Viridiplantae; Streptophyta; Pinopsida; Cupressales; Cupressaceae. The coding region runs from base 1 to 2529 and encodes 842 amino acids. The transcript has 3 exons. The record is from RefSeq and is a predicted model, not a curated record.